GUGCUUGAUGCCUUUUUUAACGCGAGCAUGUGAACGGAUCUCGAGACUCGACUUUUCGACUUGGAACAUCUCGUGAGAAUUAAUGUACGCAGUAGGGACAAUCGCAGAGGUGGAAUUUUAUUUUUAACGGUACGACCGUAUAUUUGUUUAUGCGAAGUUUCUGAUGAACGUGUGAUUUGUUCGUUAAUGGUUGUCGUUUUCACCGAUCAUUCGGUCGUGCCUGCCUCUGCCUGCUGCCGCGAAUGUGGAUACUUCACGGUGUGCCGUACUGCUGCUACCGCCGCUGUACGUUUGAAGUACUCUCCUCGGCUGAUUGCCUUCGGAUUUUAACAAAUCUUUCACAUUCGUGAAUGCUUUGAAACUGGUUCGUUAUUGUACCAGACUCCGCCGUGAUUGUCACUUGAUAGCAACACCCGAGGCGCCAAAGCUGUCCGCAUCGGCGCUUUCUUUAGCCCAAGUGGUAUCAAUGUUGUCUGGCAAUGGUGUGUAAGGAGAACGUAGUAUCAUGGUUUGGGAAUCUGUCCAGUUAUAAACGCAUCGAUGUCAUGUGCACAUUAUUAAAUAUGUGCCUGCCAUUUGAAGUACGAUAUCUUGGCACUUGUGUAGAGGAUAUUGGUAAACGGGAUUACAAUGAUCUUCGUGACACAGAACAUCAUGCAAACAGUGCCUCUGAUCUUGCCGAGUUAACAACCUUAGGUGUGGCAGAUAAACGCACACGAAGGAAACUUGCUCUCUAUAUGGCAUUAUUACAUUCUUGUAAUUAUGCAUGUGCUGUCAUCUUAUAUAAGAAUUUAUCAAAUUUUGACUAUCAAGAAAUCUCCAAUCUAUUAAAUGGGACCACCUUUACACCGGAUGAUCAACCUCUAGAAGAGCUACUUUUGUUGUACACAAUGGCUUUAAAUCAUCCAGCAUUUACAUAUGAGCAGAAAAGUGUUUUUGGUAACAUUUACAUUAAACUUCAAGAAGAAGAAGCUCGUUUGAAUCUCUCAAAAUCAAAUUCAUCCUAUAAACAAGCACAAGGUUGCACGCCAUGUAUAAAUACAAAUGAAAGAUUAAUGGAUACAGAAAUGCAGGGCAGUUGUAUGAUAGCUCCANUAUAUUAAUAAUUGUUAUGUAAUAUCUUUAUAGGAGAAAUGACAAUGAGAAAUAAUACCAUGGUAACUGGAGUUCCUCCUGGUCUUUCUAUGCCUCCACCUGGAUUAUGCCUGCCAACUCCAGAACAAAUGCCAAUGGGAUCAGGUGGUGCAACACAAUACCUUCAUCUUGGCUUUCCAUCAGUAAAUCAUAUGCCACCAUGGACAGGUCAGGUUAUGAUGGGGAAUCAACUGAUGUAUCACUCUGGCGACAUGUUGGCUUAUCCACCUUCCCCCUUAGUCAGCCGUCAAUCGUCACCAUCCCAGUCUCGAUCUCCUAGUCGCAGCAAUUCCCCAAUGGGUCGCAGAAAUAAUACAAUGCCGCGCACCUCUUCGCAAGUGACUCAAUCUACUUCAAAUACCUUAACAACGUCAACGAGUGCCUCUAACAGUCAGACAAGCAUCUGUAGCUCAAAUGCCAAUUCCCUUCCUCCACUUCCCACAUUGGGUACGAACAGAAGUCAUCCUAGUCAACCUCCAUUGCUUCCAUCACGCUCUGUUCCCUUGUCUAUCAGCAGUUCUACUACUUUUUCACGGCAUAAUAGCAUCGAGAAUACCCCUUCUACCUUAAUUCCGGCAGCACCUCAAUCAAAACAACCACCACCACCACGGUUGCGGUCUUCAAUUUCUGGUGAUUCUUUACGAGAAACAUUAGGAAAGGAAAUGCCAAAUUUCAAAGGCAAUUUGCAGAAUUUUUCUCUUGAUGAGAUUCGAAGAAUGAGCGAUGAGGACUUGAGAGAAAUAGGAUUAACGCCGAAUGCUGUAGGACAAUUGCGAAGUAUAGUUAAAAGUCAAACCACUAAUGGUUUAAAUCAAAUUUCCACUGACAAAAAAUUAGAGAGUACUACUAGCACAACACAUACAGUAGUAGAUCCAGCUGAAAAUGAGGCUAUACCAGGAAUGGAGAUGUUGAAUGAUAAUGGAAAUCAAAGCAGUAAGUCAAUGCCCUUACAGGAACAGCAUCCAGCGAUGCAUCAUCAUCAUAAUCAUGCAGCUACUCCUAAUUUACGGCGAUAUCCUAUGCCACCAUUAGAUCCUGCGCAAAUACAAAUGUAUCCUGCACCACCACCGAUGUAUGCUGCACAGAAUGCACCAUGUUAUGCCUGUCUUACAUUACCUGUUGCCGGGGUACAAAAUCGAUACUCAAGGUGCAAUGCUCAACACGUAUAUUGUUUAACACAAUUACAAGCCUUGAGGUUAGACCCUGAGGGCAGCAGGCAUUGUUCACAGAGCAGUAGUUCCGACAGUACUGGUAGUAGAUCUCCGCCGGAAACUCCUCCAGCAGCACCGUGGGUGAGCGGAAGUGAGAGCAAUGCACCACCAGUUACUGACCAUCUUAGCUCUGCACCAGUACAUUCUACAAGUGCAGUUUCACAUCCAGUAUCCCAACAGCCUAUACAAUCAGGCCCGGAAAGGCAACGUACUAAAAGAAAUCAGGCACAUGUGAUACGUCAUAAAAAUCAAAUGGUGAACGGCGGUGGACCCCCAAAUCUAUCACAAUGUGUUUCCUUUCCCGCGCCACCAUCGCAUUCGCAGGUCACAUAUUUGCCGCAUGGUCAUUUCCCGGCUUUGAGACCGAGUAGUGGUAUUUAUUCUAACUUCUCACAUGGACCGUAUGCAAGGCCAACUUAUCCAACUACGUAUCAACCUAAUGGUGAAAUGAUGUAUCAAUAUCCUGGACAUCCAUCUUCGGGAGGAACACCACCACCUCCACCAAAUGCAGCUACAACACCUGUUCAGACGCCAUACAUGCCACCUACUCCAGUUGUAACAUAUGCACCGGCUGCCGUCCCACCAACGAAAAUUUCGUGUUAUAAUUGUGGCAGUAGUAGUCAUCUUGCAGUUGAUUGUAAAGAUCAAACUAUGGAGGAUCUUACUAAAAAAGCUCAAUACCGUCUAGAUUAUAGUAUAAUGAAACAACCUGGAGAGUGCCCAAGUUCUGACAAGUGAUCCCCUGCCGUGGACCAUUCAGCAAUUUAUCAUUAUCAUCAUUACCGUAAUUACCGUUACCAUCAUUGUCACUAUUAUUAUUACUACGAUCCCGCCACAGCAAUACAACCUAAGUACCGUUCAAAAGAUGACUGCUAUCGCUCCUCAUGCAAGUUUUCGGUGAUUUUUGUAGACAUCCCUAAUAUUCAGGAUGACGAUUUUUUAACAAAGGAAGUUUCGCGAUUCACGGUACCAGGUAUACUUUUUACAAGUUCUUAUUUAUGAUAGUAAUUCUUAAUUAUGAUUGUAAAAAGAUGUAGCGUCAUGUACAAAAGAAAACAGAGAAGCAUAACCCAGAAUGCUCUUAUCUAUGUUUUUAGAAUACAUUUUGAAAGGUUUUUGUUAGGUAUUGACUCGUGUCUUACCCCAACGAUACCUAUGAAUUACAUAUAAACAUACACAUACAUACACACAGCACGCCUCAACCCAAUUUCUCACUAUUUCUCUAGUAACUAGCCAUAAACGAAAUACAAGAAAAAAGAACACAUUGUGCUCUGAUUAGAUGAGACUAUCAUGUUUGACUAUAUUUAUCAUUGAUACUUUUACUUCUACUAGUAUGUCUAUACUAUCACUAUUACUACUAUUACUAUUAAACUAUUACUAUUACUUCUAUUAUCGCUACUGAGCCACGACAUUUUUAUGUAUACAUAUUUUCUCAAUUCUUAUGUGCGCAAUGUUUGAACGAGUGCAAAAGUGAAUGAUCAGAGUAAGUAAAAAAGUAGAAAGAGAAAUGCACUAAGAAAGUGAGAGUAAGCAAGAAAGAAAGAAAAGAAGAAAGAAAAAAAAGACAGAAAGAAAGAAAGAAAAGGAAAGAACGAA
Messenger RNA from Apis dorsata (giant honeybee), 3941 nucleotides. RefSeq names its product bromodomain-containing protein 4. NCBI's taxonomy places the organism in Eukaryota, Metazoa, Arthropoda, Insecta, Hymenoptera, Apidae. The record is from RefSeq and is a predicted model, not a curated record. Gene Ontology annotation, molecular function: nucleic acid binding; zinc ion binding.